UUAUGCAGUAAAAUUCUUAUGUAAUCUAUCAUAAAUUUAGCCGCGCGUCUCUGGUUGGCGCUCGCUUGGACCGGCCGACUUUUGAACCCACCCGAGCUUCACGUCAACCAGCCUUGGGAGUUGGUUGUUGACCCAUGACCCUUGCUUCCUCCUUCCCCAUCUUCUCCAUCACCUGGUGAAAUUCUUUUCGCGCUCUUCGUAACCAUGGCGCGAAACAGUGAAAAGGCGCAGUCGAUGCUGUUCCGGUUCCGGGCCCAACAAGCCGCGGAUCUCGGCAUCAUCGACAUCGGACGCACGCGCCGCCCCAAGGCCAUCACGUCGGUGGAUUCGAUCCCGAACUGCGAAAAAUGGCGCGGCCAGGUCCUGAAGGAGAUCUCGCGCAAGGUGUCUCGCAUCCAGGAGUCCAGUCUCAGCGACUACCAGAUCCGCGACCUGAACGACGAGAUCAACAAGCUGAUGCGCGAGAAGUGGGCUUGGGAGAUGCAGAUUCGGAACCUGGGCGGGCCCAACUACAUGCGUGGCACGGGGAGGGUGUACGAUGAUGAAGGGCGCGAGAUCCCCGGCGGCGGCAAGGGGUAUCGAUACUUUGGACGCGCGAGGGAGUUACCCGGUGUCAAGGAGAUGUUUGAGGCGGCUGCUCGACGGGGUCGCGGGCCGGCGGAGGAGGAGGGCGAGGACCGUGGUCGUGGGGGCGAGAUUGCGACGAGGAAGGUCGAUGCGAAUUAUUUUGGGUAUGGACUGGAUGAGGAGGAUGGGACGCUGUUGGCGUAUGAGAAGCAGAAGGAGAAAGAGGCGAAUGAGCGUCUGCGCGCGCAGGCAGACGACGAUGCUGAGGAUGGGUGGCAGCCGUUGCCUGGCGAUGCUGGGGACGGGACCGAAUGGCGACUGCCGACUCUCGAUGAGGUGCAGGAAGAGCUGGUGGACCGUCGGAGGAGACGACUGCUGGAUAAGAUCACUUGAGAGAUGAGGGGUGGUAAUGUGUCCGUCCAUGGAUUGGCGUGCUAGGCGUCUGUUUGCUUCCUUUCGUCUUUUCUCUCCGCUUUAUGCGGCCACACUUGUCGGGCGUUCUGGAUCUGUUUUGUUCUUUACUGCGAUUCCUCUCAUGGUUCAUUCUGCCCUUUUCCCAUGCUUCUCGGUUUUGUAUCUUAUGCAUUUGAAGGAAGGCACAAAAGCCCUUGAUGAUACCAACGUGACUCGACCAUUUUUUCUAAUUUUCUUUUCUACCGUUUUGGAGACCAUGUCAUAUUUCAUAUUAGCCUCGCAAAACCUAACGUGUGCUUGUUUC
This is a messenger RNA of Aspergillus candidus, 1285 nucleotides long. Its product is annotated as pre-mRNA-splicing factor ISY1. The coding region runs from base 205 to 960 and encodes 251 amino acids. Gene Ontology annotation, biological process: generation of catalytic spliceosome for second transesterification step; mRNA 3'-splice site recognition. Lineage: Eukaryota; Fungi; Ascomycota; Eurotiomycetes; Eurotiales; Aspergillaceae. The transcript is spliced from 2 exons. Gene Ontology annotation, cellular component: post-mRNA release spliceosomal complex; Prp19 complex; catalytic step 2 spliceosome. The record is from RefSeq and is a predicted model, not a curated record.